Molecule: messenger RNA, 617 nt
Organism: Neodiprion virginianus
Lineage: Eukaryota; Metazoa; Arthropoda; Insecta; Hymenoptera; Diprionidae
Product: general odorant-binding protein 83a-like
Exons: 6
Coding region: 1-426 (141 amino acids)
Molecular function (GO): odorant binding
Source: RefSeq, a predicted model, not a curated record
AUGAAAAAGGAAAGAAAAAAAGGGUGCCACUGUGGUGGUUUCUGUGACUCACCUGUGACUGAAAGAGUUAAGCAGUACCCUGGAAGAUAUAUGGCUCUGAAGUAUUUGGCCGAACAUGCAUUCGAAAAUCCAGCAUCAGGAAGCGCGGCGUAUUUCGAAAAUCCAAAGUCAAAGUGCUACCUGAAAUGUUUCUUCGAGCACAACAAAUUGUUCCAUGCAAACGGUGAUUUUGACAUAGCCGCGGCACUCGUGCUGGUCGACGAGUCAAUUCGCGAACAGGCGAGACCAUUGGGGGAAAAAUGUGCGGGCGAGCACAACAAAAUUGCGGAUAGAUGCGAGAAGGCGUACGAAGUGAUGAAGUGCUUCUUCAAGGCAUCUCCAGAGCUCUUCCCACACCUGGGAAUAUUCGAGCCCCCUCACGCCUGAAGAUCAACGACGCGAAUAAAACAAAAACACUGAACAGGAUUUAUCGAUAGUUCUCGAGUAGCAGCCUGGAAUCUCUUUUUUUAUUUUAUUUUCUUCUUAUCUUCAUUACUUAUUCUGAUAACACGAUGAUGCUGAUAUGAUAUUUUGCCCUCUAAUUAUACCCAAGUAAUAAAGUAUAUUUCAAAUUCAAA